Molecule: messenger RNA, 1535 nt
Organism: Pseudophryne corroboree (corroboree frog)
Lineage: Eukaryota; Metazoa; Chordata; Amphibia; Anura; Myobatrachidae
Product: putative nuclease HARBI1
Exons: 5
Coding region: 3-1145 (380 amino acids)
Source: RefSeq, a predicted model, not a curated record
AAAUGUACGCUCCUGCAUGUGUUAUGUCAAUAUUUAUUGCUGCAGAAGCCCUACCUCCCCAACCCACGCCAGCACUCCCACCCCAACCGCCAGCCCCACAACCACAGCCGGCUCCUCAUCAACCAAGGCAACGGAGGCGUGCUAGGCCACCAAUUUUCCGAACCCGUGUCCUACUUUUUGGUAUGCCAGAUGAUGUGGUGGUGCGUAGAUACAGGCUGCCACCACAUCUAAUCCUAGACACUCUCUCCAUAAUAGAGAGUGAUCUGGAGUCUGAAAUUCGGUAUCCUACAGCAAUACCACCAUUGACACAAUUCCUUGCAGUGUUACAUUUUUUGGCUACAGCCUCAUAUCAGCAUGUUGUGGGAGACCUGGUUGGCAUGUCGCAGGGCCAGUUCAGUAAGGUCCUGCGGCGUGUCUGCCAGGCUUUCCUAAAGCGGGUGAAGCAAUUCAUUGAUAUGCCUUUGGAUGUUGGUGCCCUAGAUGUGGUGAAGCGGCAAUUUGAGGAAGGUGGUAGUCGCUUCCCACAUGUUAUUGGGGUUGUGGAUGGCACACAUGUUGCUAUUCAGCCACCAAGACAUAAUGAAGAAAUUUAUAGAAACAGGAAACUGUUUCAUUCUCUGAAUGUAAUGGUUGUUUGUGGGCCAUCCCUCCAGAUCCUUUCCCUGAAUGCAAAAUUUACUGGAAGUUCACAUGAUGCAUAUGUCAUUAGACAAUCAGGGAUAUGGCAGAGAUUAAGAUCAAGUCAACGAGCAGACAUGUGGUUAUUGGGAGACCGUGGAUAUCCUUGCACCCCCUGGCUCAUGACUCCUUACCGUAAUCCCAGGCCAGGACCACAGAUGGCAUUUAACUCCGCGCUUACUGCCACUAGGCAGCUGGUGGAGCGCACAAUUGGUGUCCUUAAAGGGCGGUUUCGUGUGCUCCACCGCACUGGUGGCGACAUCAUGUAUUCGCCGGAGAUGGCAAGUAAAAUAGUGGUCCUGUGCGCAAUACUACAUAAUAUCGCGGUAAGGAGUAGUGUAGAGCUUCCUCAGGCAGAGGAAUUGCCUGAUGAGGAGCCAGGGGUUGUUCGACAUUUCGGUGGGGGGAGUGUUACACGGAGGGGGAGCCAAGUGAGGGCAAGGAUUGUUGCCGAAUAUUUCAGCUGAAUGAUCACACGAACUGUGGACAACAACAACGGCACAACUCUCCGCCCCCUUCCCCUUCCCAGUCCCCCUCCCCUUCUCACUCCCCCUCCCCUUCACAGUCCCCCUCCCCUUCCCAGUCCCACUCAGCUUCCCAGUCCCCCUCAGCUUCCCAGUCCCCCUCAUCUUCCCAGUCCCCCUCAUCUUCCCAGUCCCCAUCAGCUUCCCAGUCCCCCUCAGCUUCCCUGGCCCACUCCACUUUCCACUCCACUUCUCACCACACCUCUCCAUCUCUUUCUGGGACCCCUUCUCCUCCUUCCCAUACCCCUUCUCCUUCAACUUCUACAUCACCAUCUCAACCCCCCUCACCCUCUAUUGCAUUAACUUUCUCUCCGCCCCCCUCGCCCUCUCAAU